AUGCAAACUUAUUUGCGAAAUGUGAAAAUUGCUGAGUAUGUCAGCAUAUAUCCCAAUACCUACAACUAUCUCGAAGAAUUGGAUGAGUAUGGGCAAAGGUCCUUUUACGUAUACUUUUUUACCAAACCAGGACAGUCAAAACGGUUAUAUUGUAUACAACCUUUACCAGAAUUUCAAGACAAUUUCCAUGUCAUAUCCACUAUAGCGUUAGAUACACCAGAAAGAGUUCCAUACGGUGGCAAAGUUAGUAUUUCAAGCUUCCCGAAAGCUACCAAAGGACAUCCUAUAAAAUUGGCAGAAUUCACUAAUUCAAAUUGCCAAUUCAAACAGGAUGUUGAGUUUGUAUUCUUACACGAUACCACAUUCAUAAUACAGACACCUCCAGAUGGACUCUACAAAGUAUUUAUAGCUGGACACGUAGCACCAGAUGACGAAGAAGAAGUCGAAGAAAUCCUCACCUCAGAGAGCGAAGAAGAAGAAAAUUUCCAAGACAUUCAAGAUUCAGAAUAUACCGAAUAA
This is a messenger RNA of Trichomonas vaginalis G3, 519 nucleotides long. RefSeq lists its product as uncharacterized. Lineage: Eukaryota; Parabasalia; Trichomonadida; Trichomonadidae. Bases 1 to 519 code for a protein of 172 amino acids. The record is from RefSeq and is a predicted model, not a curated record. The transcript has a single exon.